AACACCAGCUACGAAUCUCUUCAUUUAUAUAAUUGUGCCAAAUGAGGGUUUCGAUUUCGCUGGAGAAACAAAGUGAUGGAUUGUUGCUGCUCCUCUUACGGGAUCGUCUCCUCUCUCUCUCCCACUACGCUUUUUCGCAACCCUAAGGGAUUUUGUUCUAUAACUUAUUCGAACAAUUUCAAUCACAAAGUGCCGUCCUCUCGUUCUAAGCGAGUUACCCAACUUAACUCAAGAUCGUAUAAAUCGGUGGUGUUUGCUGAGUCUAGCUGGCAAUCUUGGGAUUUUGGCAGAUUUGUUAAGACACUAUACUUCUUCAACGGGCCUCCGAACCCUCUCAAGUUUAUGGAGUCACUGCUGGCAAAACUAUCAAGUCCAAACUCAAGUCAACCGCUAGCAAAACCGGAGACUUCUGGUAUAAUCUUGGUUACCGGAGCCACAGGUGGAGUUGGGCGAAGAGUAGUCGACAUCUUACGCAAGAAAGGAUUACCUGUUCGCGUACUGGUUAGAAAUGAAGAAAAGGCAAAAAACAUGUUAGGGUUGGACAUAGACAUGAUUGUUGGGGAUAUUACGAAGGCAGAUACACUCAGUCCCGAGUACUUUAAAGGGGUUAAGAAGGUCAUAAAUUCAGUUUCUGUUAUUGUGGGUCCGAAGGAAGGUGAUACUCCUGACAGGGACAAGUAUAAGCAAGGAAUCAAGUUCUUUGAACCUGAGAUAAAAGGAGAUUCACCUGAAAAGGUGGAGUACAUUGGAAUGCAAAAUUUACUAAAUGCUGUAAAGAAUAGGAUCGGAUUACGUGAUGGAAAAUUGUUAUUCGGAUAUAAAGGUAAUUUAACAGGGAAGCUUAUUUGGGGAGCUUUGGAUGAUGUCGUAAUGGGAGGUGUUAGUGAAAGUACAUUCCAGGUUGAUCCAACUGGAAGUGAAACUGGUGGUCCAACUGGCUUAUUCAAAGGAGUCGUUUCUACUUCAAACAAUGGUGGGUUUACUAGCAUUAGGACAAAGAAUUUUACUGUACCGGAGGACCUUUCAGCAUAUGAUGGUAUUGAAUUAAGAGUUAAAGGCGAUGGUCGUCGUUACAAGCUUAUUUUACGUACUUCCGCUGAUUGGGAUACUGUAGGGUAUACUGCAAGCUUUGACACUGUUAAGGGCCAGUGGCAGACAAUACGAGUACCUUUUUCUUCGUUACGGCCUGUAUUUCGGGCUCAAACUAUGGCUGAUGCUCCUCCAUUUGAUCCAAGCAAAUUAUUUGCACUGCAGCUUAUGUUCAGCAAGUUUGAAUAUGAUGGAAAACUCAACCCAACGUUUGUUGAAGGCCCAUUUGAGCUCCCAUUUUCUAGCAUAAAAGCAUAUUUGAAGGAGCCUAUUACUCCCAGGUUUGUACAUGUAAGUUCAGCAGGAGUUACUAGACCUGAUAGACCCGGGCUUGAUUUAAGCAAACAACCUCCUGCGGUGCGCUUGAACAAAGAGCUCGGAUUUAUUCUAACUUAUAAACUAAAGGGUGAGGAUUUGAUACGGGAAAGUGGUGUUCCUUACACAAUUGUGCGACCGUGUGCAUUAACUGAAGAACCUGCAGGUGCUGAUCUCAUAUUUGACCAAGGAGACAAUAUUACGGGUAAGAUAUCAAGGGAAGAGGUUGCUCGGAUAUGUGUCGCCGCUUUGGAAAGCCCAUAUGCAUGUGGAAAGACUUUUGAGGUUAAAUCUACCGUUCCGUUUAGCGAGCCAUUUGUAGUGGAUCCUGCGAACCCUCCCCCCGAGAAGGAUUACGAUAUUUACUUCAAAACUCUCAAAGAAGGAAUCACCGGCGAAGAGGCGUUGGAGAAGAGCCCUGUUCCAGCUUGAGAAGAACAAAAAUUUUUGCUCCGUCGCAGGCUAUAAAAUAAUACUAUUUGGAUGGUUUCUAGCAUCUGUAUGAAGUAACCAUCCCAUAACUUUUUCAUUUAACAAUACUACCUUUUCUAUAUAUAUUUUUUUCCUACAGAAUCAUGAAGUAGAUUUGGCGUACUUUUCUCAAUCACCAAACAUGUAAACAUUACAAACCAAAAAAGAAAAAAAAAAUCGAUGACCUAUCACUAAAUAUCUUAUAGUUGGAGGAGCGUCUGUAUAGGAAAGGGUAUGUUUUGUAUUUAUGCAAUGUGAAUAUUUGGACUGAUAAUUAUAAAUGAUUGGCCUGUAACAUGAAUGUAUUUUAGCUA
Ananas comosus (pineapple) is the source of this 2189-nucleotide messenger RNA. RefSeq lists its product as uncharacterized. Gene Ontology annotation, cellular component: chloroplast stroma. The coding region runs from base 76 to 1836 and encodes 586 amino acids. Gene Ontology annotation, biological process: NADH dehydrogenase complex assembly. Lineage: Eukaryota; Viridiplantae; Streptophyta; Magnoliopsida; Poales; Bromeliaceae. The record is from RefSeq and is a predicted model, not a curated record. The transcript has 16 exons.